AUGGAGCCGCGCAGUGAACCCCGGAAUCGAACGUCACCUGUGAAGGUGAAGAAAAAGUCCACCAAGCACACGGUCAAGUUUAAAGAUCAGAGCGACCGAGAGGACGUGCUGGUGGUGACGGUUGAGCCGCCUUCCCCGUCGACCGGCUCCCCGGAGCCCGCGAGCACCGUCACCUUCGCUUUGCCGCCGCUCGGCGCGCCCAAACCGCGCGCCCCGACCGUCGCGAAGUCCUCGAGCGAAACACGUGCACCGCCCAGGAAGGACACCCCCAAGAAGGCGCGGUCCGGCGAGCAGCGGUUGGCCGAAGGAUGUACCUCGCUAAUGUACGCCUGCCAACAGGGUCUUACCGGUGAUAUAUUGAAGGAACUGCGACAAAAGCCGAGCGCCGUACACCGACGGGAUAGGAGCAACAAAAGUGCCUUACACUACUGCAGCAGCGCCCAGGACAUUGCGGCGGCCGCCAGCGUUGCCAUGGUGGCGCCCGAGCUGAUCGAGUCGGCCGACGAGGACGGCUUCACGCCGCUGCACCUCGCUGUGAUACAGGGCAACCUGCAGCUGGUCAACCUGCUGCUGGCCAACGGGGCGGACGUCAACGCGCUCGACAACGAAGGCCACUCGGUCGUGCACUGGGCCACCGUAUGCGGCGAAGGGGAAGCGCUCCGGGCCGUCCUGGCAGCCGGAGCGGACGUCUCAACGCCGGACAUCAACGGGGGCAGCCCACUGCACUACGCGGCCCAGAUGUGUGGGGCCAACUACGAGGGCAAGACACCCCGGGCGUCGGCAAAGCUGGCGCUGGAGAUCCUUGGAACGCUGCUCAGCCACCCGGACACUGCGGGCGAGGUGGAGGACAAGGAUGGCCGGCAGCCGCUGCUGUGGGCCGCGUCGGCCGGCUCGGCCAAGGCCGUCCUGGCGUUGAUCAAGGCCGGCGCUCACGUCGAGAGUGCCGACAAAGACGGGUUGACGGCGUUGCAUUGCGCGGCUUCGCGCGGCCACACCGACUGCAUCGACACGCUGAUCAAUCUGUGCGGGGCUCACACGGAUCAGAUCGACUCGAACGGAUGCACCGCGCUGCAUUACGCCGUGACGCUCGGGCACGCCGACGCCACGUCGCUGCUCCUGCGGCUAGACGCGGAUCCGAACCGGCAGGACCGGAAGGGACGCACGCCGGCCCACUGUGGCUGUGCCAAGGGCCAGAUGGAGACGGUCAAGAUACUGCACGCCAAGCGGGGCAAUCUUUGGUUGCGGAACGCAAAAGGAGACCUGCCGGUUCACGACGCGGCAUGUUCCGGUCGCCGUCAACUCGUCCAGUGGUUGCUGCAGCUAAAACCGAAGCACAUCAACACACCGAGCAACGAUGGGCGGACAUUGCUGCACAUCGCCGCCGGUCACGACAACGUGGACAUGUGCAAGCUUCUGCUGGAGCAGGGAGCCGACGUGAAUCUCCUUUACCGGCCGACAUCGAAGAGUGCCGCCUUGACGCCGCUCGAUUAUGCGCUCGCGAAGGGUUACCGGUCGACGGCCAAGUACCUGCAGGUGCAGGGCGGGUUGCCGGCCAACAAGCUGCGGUUGUCGGGACGCCAAGCGAAGAUCCUGCCCGACCUGGACCGGGUCGAGCCACUGAAAUUGACCGAAAAGGAGGAACUGAUCGACCUGAAGACCUCCCGGCGGUACAUCGUGUACCUGAACUCGAACUCCGAGUCGGACACGGGACAGGACGAGCACCGGAAGAGCCGACACAAGCGGAAACCAACGCACGGUGGCCGGCGGGGUAACCGGCGGACGAGCAGCUGCAGCGAUACGGUGUACCUUUACCGGGAGCCCGGACCAUCGGGAACCGGUGACCUUGGCCGAUCGCGGAGCACCGCCGAGCUGCGGCCACCAUCGUCCGGGUCGUCCGCUUCGUCGACGGCCAGCACAAGCGGUUCCUCCUCGGACGGCUGCUGUCGGCAUGUACGGCGCCGGAAGCAUCAGUGCUACCGGAAGUGCUCCUCGAAGCGCGGGUCUCACUCCAAGCACCGCGAUCGGACCCGAGAGCGCGACCCGGGGAAGGCACCGGAGCGGGAGUAUGAGUUUAAGUACGCCGAGAAGAGCCCGAGGGAGACGGGUGGCCGGAAGCCGGGUGAGCGGUGUGGCAAAAUUGUCCUGAAGCAAAUCCACAGCGGCUCGUCGGAGAACGACAAUUCUCCGCCUGGGGGUGGACCGGCGGGACCGAAGGUGGGUGGCGCGGGGCGCAGUGCAUACCUAGGGCUUCCCCAGCAGGGCAUGGGGGGGGGCACGGGGGUGUACGAUCCAUCAGGAGGGGGUGAUUUUUUAGACGAGUGCGCCGCCGCGACCCGGACGCCGCCGCGGGCCGAGUUCAACAUCCGGAAGGAGUCGGACAACCGGAGCGAGAGCAAAUCGUCCGAUUCCGGCUCGACGAAGAAGAAGAAGGUGCGCGCGGUGGGAAAGAAGCCGGGGAAGCCGGGGGUCCCGAAGUCGGGGCCCAAAAAGCUCGACUCACCGAGCGAAGAAGAACCGCAGGGCAAGGGCCAGUCGGAGGUCGUCACAGAGGCGCAGGUGCACCCGGAACCGGUGCCGGCAUCCCUUCCGCCGCCGGAACCGGAACUGCCGGAACCGAUGAGCAAGUCGACGGAAGAUGACGGGGCGGCCACGGACGCGACGUACACGAUCGAUCAGAAGACCCGGUCCGAUGUCGAGGGGUUCAGCGAGACCGAGGAGAGGGGCGCGAAGGCCAAGGGCAAGCCGGUCACGGAAACGAUACGCGAAGAGGUACGCGACGAGCAGGCGGUGGUGGCGGGGGUUGAAACGCCUGUCAAGGUCGACGCACGCCACGAUCGAUCGGCGUUGCGGUCCGCCAAGGACGGCAAAAGUCGCUCCAAAUCGGACUCGUCUGACAAGGAGGGUGCGGUGGCACCGCCACCACCAUCACCAGCACCACCACCGCCACCGCCUACGCCACCUGCGGUGCCUACUCCGGAACCACCGGAGAAGGAGCCGGAACCGCCAGCACCACAACUAACACUACCACUGCCAGAGCCGACACGCGAAGAGGAACCCACGCUGGAAGAGGACGCCGGCAGGACGUUUGACAGUGAGUCACUGAUAGCGGAAGAAUCGUUACCACCGUUGGUGGAGCCCGAAGAACUGGUGGAAGCCCCACCGGCUCUCCCGGUUGAGCCGCUCGCGAAGUCGGCCGAAAUCGAAAAACCUCCGGAGAUCCCUGAAAAGGAGCCGGAGCCCGCGAAAGAUAAGCAACCGGUUCCGGCUCUGGCGGAGGCGACGAAAGAGCGACCGAAGCUGCGCCGCUCGGUCGAGUCCAAAGUGGAGAGCGUCGAAGAGGAACAGCCGCCGCCACCGCCACCACCACCGCCGCCACCGGUGAAGGUCCACGAACCGGUCCCGAAGCUAGAGGAACCCAGCCCGGCGCUGGACCAGGCGAAAGUGGACCAGACGCGGGGGUUUUUCGUGAACCUGGAAGACUCGGAGCAGGACGACGAGAAGAAGAAGAAGAAGAUCAAGAAGAAACCACGGCUCAAGGAGGGCGGCGCGGACGAGCAACAGGAACAGCAGAACAGCAGCAAAGAUCAGGACUCGGGCUUCGAGCCGAGCCCGCAGGCCGUCCGCAGUAAGCCGACCGUUUUUGAGCGCCCCACGCACACGGCCACUCUGCCGCGCCGGUCCGCCUUCACGAUGAUCGAGGAGCGGGCGGUCAGUUCGAGGCCGGAUGGCCGGAAACCGGGCGACAAGAGCGCGGUCAACAUGACGACCGUCCAGCAGUCGAUCCAUCGCAAUAUCCGCAGAUAUUAUAUGGAAAGAAAAAUUUUCCAACACUUGUUAGAACUGAAAAGCUUGCAAAUUCGGUCGACGAAAGUGAACGAGUCGGUGCUGGUGAAGCGGGCCGUGGACGACUACCACCGGUCGACGAUCGAGCUCGGCUACGAGACGGGCAGCACGCUGAAGCGCUACCCGUACACCGAGUACUCAUUCCGGAACUUCGAGCUCUUCCUGUACGACACGCUCAAGAGCCUGCAGAAGAAGGAGACCUACAACUUCCAGAACAUCUCCGAGGUCUACGAUGAGGCCGAACGCAGACUCAGCCCGGAUGUCAGCCGGUACGAGCGGGCCCUGAACUGUACGACCAAAACACACCGCUGUCUUCAUGCGACCCACGCCUACACGGGCAUCCCGUGCGCAGCCUACAUACCGAUGAUGAACCAUCACACGAUACCGAAGCUCGGGUUCGGGCCGUACAAAUCGAGCUCGACCAGCGGGGUCGGGAGCUUCUUCCUGCCGAAAAUCCUCACGCACGCCACCGACCGCAGCUGCCCCGGAGGGAAGGUAGCCCUGGAGCUGACGCACGGCAACAGUAAGCAGGUCAUUUCACUGCCAUCGGAGAAGCUCGAUAGCAAUAAGCGAUACUACGUAACGUUUACCCUUAACCCGAACGCUCCCACUGACGGUGCACCUCCCUCGCCCGCAGGACCCCACGCCCCACGGCAGCCCCGCGAGCAGCAGCAGCAGCAGCCACCAGAUCGUGAUGCCCAAGAUAACGCUCAGCCACAGCGGCAUCGAGAGCAGCACCAUCCAGGCGCCGUUUCCGCCGCGAUCCCUGCAGCAGACCACCAGCAGCCGCAACUCCAGCCACACUCUGCUGAGCCACAAUCGCAGCCCAGUGCCCUUCCCGCAGUAGCUCUGGAGGGAGCGCUACCGACCUAG
Messenger RNA from Anopheles cruzii, 4716 nucleotides. RefSeq lists its product as uncharacterized. The record is from RefSeq and is a predicted model, not a curated record. The transcript has 7 exons. Bases 1 to 4716 code for a protein of 1571 amino acids. Lineage: Eukaryota; Metazoa; Arthropoda; Insecta; Diptera; Culicidae. Gene Ontology annotation, molecular function: protein binding. Gene Ontology annotation, cellular component: ciliary inversin compartment. Gene Ontology annotation, biological process: protein localization to ciliary inversin compartment.